AGUCUUCUCUGCGUCAGAUCAGGUUUCCAAAUUCCUUCACAAGGUACAAGCUUGUUGCACCAUUUUCAUGGUCUCCCUUGUGUUACUUCAACUCACGAGAAUCCAUCGCCAAACUAUAGCACCCAAAAUAUUUCUCAAUGGCCUCAUCUCUCUCUAUACAGUCAGACCCUUUUGCUACAUGCCCGCCAUUGAUCACACUCCAACAGACUUAUCAUCCACAGUCAUCAGAAGAGUCUGCUUUUGGGUAUGUGAAUCAUACUAUGAUCAACAAAGACGACCCUCUCAUUUCAAUUCAAGACUUCCUGUGCUGAACUUGCCUAUAGAUUAUGAUUUCUUGACCCCAGACCAGGCCAUUACGGUUGUGGCUGCAUUGGCCGAUGAGGCAGGUUCAAUGGUGGCAUUGAGUUUCUUCUAUUGGGCAAUUCGGUUUCCCAAAUUUAGACAUUUUAUGAGGUUGUACAUUGUUUCGGCCACUUGCUUUAUUAAAAAUGGAAAUUUUGAGCGAACCCAUGAAGUUUUGAGUUGUAUGUUGAGGAAUUUUGCUGAGGUUGGGAUGUUGAAGGAGGCCGUCGACAUGGUUUUUGAGAUGCAGAGCCAAGGUUUGGUUUUGAGCGCCCACACUCUGAAUUGUAUGCUGAGUGUGGUGAAUGAGAUGGGUUGUGUUGAGAUGGCUGAGAGUGUGUUUGAUGAAAUGUGGGAGAGAGGGGUGAUUCCAGACCCCUAUAGUUUCAAGUCGAUGGUUGUAUUGUAUUGUAGACUUGGGAGAGUUUCAGAUGCUGAUAGAUGGUUGAGUGCAAUGCUGAGUAGAGGCUUUAUCGUGGACAAAGUUACUUGUAGCUUGAUAAUCAAAGUGUUCUGUGAAAAUGGCUGUGUGAAUAGAGUGUUAUGGAUCUUUAACAAGAUGGUUGAAAUGGGGUUGGAACCAAAUGUAAUUAAUUUUACUUGUUUAAUUAACGGGUUGAGCAACAGGGGAAGCAUUAAGCAAGCUUUUGAACUGUUAGAGGAGAUGGUUGGGAGUGGAUUGAAGCCAAAUGUAUAUACCCAUACAACAUUGAUUGAUGGUCUUUGUAAGAAAGGUUGGACAGAAAAAGCAUUUAGGCUUUUCUUGAAACUUGUUAGGAGUGAUAAUUACAAGCCCAAUGUACACACUUAUACAGCCAUGAUCUCUGGAUACUGCAAGGAGGAGAAGUUGAACCGAGCAGAGAUGUUACUAGUAAAAAUGCAGGAACAAGGAAUAGUUCCUAACUUGAAUACCUACACCACCCUUAUUGAUGGUCAUGCUAAGGUUGGGGAUUUUAACAGAGCGUAUGAAUUGAUGGACACGAUGACCAAAGAUGGUUUAACUCCUAAUAUUUGUACCUAUAAUGCUGUAAUUGAUGGUCUGUGUAAGAAGGGAAGGAUCAAGGAGGCUUAUAGGUUGCUGAAAAGAAGCUUCAGAGAUGGACUGUGUGCUGAUAAAGUUACAUAUACCAUUCUUAUAUCAGAGAGCUGCAAGCAGGAGGAUAUUAAACAAGCUAUGGCACUUGUUAAUAAGAUGAUAAAAAAUGGAAUUGGCCCCGAUAUGCAUACAUACACAACUUUGAUCUCAUCACUUUCAAGGCAAAGGAAAAUGACAGAAUGUGAAAGGAUUUUCUAUGAUGCCACUAAUAUGGGUCUUACACCAACUACACAGACUUAUACGUCUAUGAUUUCUGGGUACUGCCGGGAUAGUAACAUUGACAUGGCAAUAAAAGUUUUCUGUAAGAUGCGUGGUGAUGGCUGUGCUCCUGAUAGUUUUACUUAUGGAGCUGUAAUAAGUGGCCUUUGCAGGGUAUCCAUGUUGGAUGAGGCUAGAGCGCUUUUUGAAGAAAUGAUUGACAAAGGUAUUUCCCCAUGUGAAGUAACUCGGAUGACAAUAGCGUAUGAGUUUUGCAAGAAGGAUGAAUCUUGCACAGCGAUGGCCCUUUUAAACAGAUUAGACAAGAAGCUAUGGGUUCGUACCAUUAGUACACUGGUCAGAAAGCUUUGUAGCGAACAGAAAGUAGACUUGGCAGCCCAGUUUUUUGAUAAAUUGCUAGAUGUAAAUCAUACUGUGGAUCGUGUAACACUUGCGGCAUUUAUGACUGCUUGUUAUGACAGUAAUAACUAUGCACUUGUUUCUGAUAUGUCUGAGAGGAUAACAACACAAAAAGUUCUCUCAGGUGUCUCUGUCACAUAACGUGGAUGUGAGUCACAAGCAAAUGCAGAGAGCAAGGAGGUCUGGUGUCAUGCCAAAUGCUGGCAGCUUCCACAGGUUGCUAACUUAAAAAUGCCUGCUCCUUCCCUUUGAUGGUGGAAUUGGUUUCUUCGCAUUGAUUAUAAGUGUUCCACAGAGAUUAGAAUCCUUUAAGCUGCAAACAUAUAGCUUUGCAGCCAUACCAUGAGAUUCAAAGGAGAUAAAUGCCUUCAACAGCAGAAAUAUGCUAACCACUGGCUCCUGAUCUUGUUUUGUAGUGAGUGCAUUUAUGAUCAAGCACAUAUAGUUUGCGUUCUUUCAUGAUUAAAACACUAGAAGAGAUGAUAACAGACCUUCGUGGAAAUAAUUUAAGUCAUUUCAGACACUUAGAAAUGGUACUACUGUUCAACAAAUAUGAUGAUGUUGUAUCAUUCUGAAGCUGUCAUUAGAGUUACUCCACCAACAUCAUUGCUGACUGUAACAAUCUCAUACUGAGUUUCCAUCAUGUCUCUGGUAGGAUUGUGCCCCUAAAUGGACGAGUAGAUGCUAUGCAGAACCUCUAGCUGUGAAAUUGGCAUGUUAUCUUGUGUAAAUAAUCUGUGUGGCAAUAUGAUGAAAAAUGCCAAGUUUCAGAGAAGAUGAGGCUCAAAGAACAUUAAAUGCUUCUUCUACGGUAGUUGUAUUUUUGAGAUGAUCCAUCUCUUUCAUCCUUGAGUAUCCUUGAAUAUUAUAAGUCAUUUUGGUUCUCUACAAAUAUUGACUGCUACAUUUGAGGUAGUAAAUUAUCUUUGAUUUAUGGGAAUGGAUGAUGAAUAUACAUGGUAGUCACUAGUGAAGGUCACAAACAGUUUGGUAGACAGAUGCUGGAAACAAUGGCAUUCUGUUGAGGACUAAUAGAAGCUUUGUUCUUUGGAGAGGGGUUUGCUUGAAUUCUUAAUGCAGGGACUAGGGAGGCUUUUUCUCAUACACCACAUUGGCCCCGGCUUAUGUUGAGAAGAAGCAAAUGAAUAUACUCUAUAUUGUAGUCGAAGAGAGAGAGAGAGAGAGAGAGAGAGAGAGAUCAUCAAAUAAAAUGGACUCCGAGUUACCAUGUUAAACUUGGCAGUAGUGCUUUAUG
Sesamum indicum (sesame) is the source of this 3311-nucleotide messenger RNA. Its product is annotated as Pentatricopeptide repeat (PPR-like) superfamily protein. Gene Ontology annotation, biological process: chloroplast-nucleus signaling pathway; mitochondria-nucleus signaling pathway. NCBI's taxonomy places the organism in Eukaryota, Viridiplantae, Streptophyta, Magnoliopsida, Lamiales, Pedaliaceae. Gene Ontology annotation, cellular component: chloroplast. Gene Ontology annotation, molecular function: protein binding; mRNA binding. The record is from RefSeq and is a predicted model, not a curated record.